AUGACCAACACUUUGCACCAAGACGCAGUCCAGGCAAACAAAGACUCUUUCAACGAAGAUUUUGCCAGAAAAUAUGAACAACGUGAAAGUCAACGCAUUCUAUCCCUUUUAUUCCUUAAACAUAUCCUUGAGAUGGAUAUUAGUACCGCUCCAAUUGAGCGCAAAAGUGAACAAGAGUCAGCCAAAAUCCUCGGGGAUGCUAGUUUACCAUUCAAUGGAUUCACCAAGGAAAACACUUUACCCAACCCGAAAACGUAUUUGACCAAUUACCCAAACACUAUUUUUCGUCCAGGGAUGAAGUUGUUGGAUUUUGCAUGUGGUACAGGAAUGAUUACUGAACUAUUCGUUUCAUACUUGACUGGGCAUGCUGGUGAGAAAAGUGAGAUUGUUGGUAUCGACAUUGGCCCCACUUUUCUCAAAUACUUCAAUGAACGGGCUGCAAAAUACAGUAGUGAAAAUAUUUCUAUGCGCUCGUAUGAAUACGAUAUUCUUGAUUCUUCAAUCUCCAAAGAAUUGAACAAAUUUGACUCGUUUUUUGAUGCUAUUGUUUGCACUAUAUCUUACCACCAUAUACAUAAUUAUGAACAAGUGACCAAAAAACUUGCAACAUUUCUUAAACCUGGUGGAUGGUUAUUUAUUAUUGAUUUUUAUAAUGAAGAUGUUGAAAAUAGUAGUGGUUCGAAAGAAGCUGGGAAUGGUUCUGCUAAGGCUGUGCAACAUAUGGGCGGCUUAAAGAAGGAUAAGUUGAACCACACAUUGGGUGACAUUUCGGGUUUAAAAAAUGUCAGUAGUGCAAGAGAAUUCAGGACCCAAAUCUAUCAACCUAAGGAGUUUAUAGUUAACCAUUGUCCCGAAGAGAUUACGAAGCGAUUGGAAAGAGGUGAAUUAAAAGAAAGAAAAGGAUUAGAAGGUGAAGUUGAUUACUUGGUCGAGGUAAGUCUUAUUUAUGCUAUAGGCCAAAAGCCAUAA
Lodderomyces elongisporus is the source of this 969-nucleotide messenger RNA. RefSeq names its product class I SAM-dependent methyltransferase. Lineage: Eukaryota; Fungi; Ascomycota; Pichiomycetes; Serinales; Debaryomycetaceae. The coding region runs from base 1 to 969 and encodes 322 amino acids. The record is from RefSeq and is a predicted model, not a curated record. The transcript has a single exon. Gene Ontology annotation, molecular function: methyltransferase activity.